Zingiber officinale is the source of this 4985-nucleotide messenger RNA. RefSeq names its product helicase-like transcription factor CHR28. The coding region runs from base 3192 to 4970 and encodes 592 amino acids. The record is from RefSeq and is a predicted model, not a curated record. The transcript is spliced from 8 exons. NCBI's taxonomy places the organism in Eukaryota, Viridiplantae, Streptophyta, Magnoliopsida, Zingiberales, Zingiberaceae. Gene Ontology annotation, molecular function: ATP-dependent chromatin remodeler activity; ATP binding.
AACCAUUAACCCAGUAAACCAUUAACCCAAUAAGUCAAUUAGUCUAGUCUAAAUUUAUUUGAGUCUAGCUCAAUAAGUCAAAUUUGGAUUAGACUUAAUCCUAUAAUCCAUCUUCAAAUCAACGUGUUCUUUGUGUGUGUCCCAAUAGACUCUCAUAACAUUGAUAAUGCAUCUAAAACCAUUUUAGAUAUACAAUGAGUGACAUUUAGCAAUGUAUCAUUACUACCCAAAUGACGAGAAUGUCAAAAUUUGACUUAAUCUUUUUGUGACUAUUAUCUUGUAUGACUCAGCCUUUCUAUCUUUAAUAUUUAGAUUGAUCAAUAAUGCAUAGAUCGUGUCAUCAUCUUAUCAAUCUUUAUAUUUCUUGAUCCUUAGGUAAACACAUUCAAUCAAAUAUGCUCAAUAUCUCAUACUGACUAAUUUGAGCAUAAUCAUGUAUUAUUGUGUCCUACUUAAUCAAGGGGUCUAAAGAUAUCACUUCCGUCAUAGGGAAGAUAUAAAUCACAUCUACAUCACUCACAUUCCUCUGCAUAACUUAUUGCAUAUCAGUAAUUGACUUUAUAAUCUAUCUUGUUACAAGUGACGCUUGUCGAUACCAAAGUACACAACUCCAACUCUUAAUAUUGGAAAUCGUAGUGACUUCAGGCCUAAGGACUAUUCAUACCAAUAGUCACUAUGAAAAUAUUUAAUAAAGAUCCACGCAACAUUCUCAUGAUGGGUCAAUUCAGUACAUAUUCUCUAAUAUAUACCCAUGUGUCAACGUGAUAUCUCAUAUUCAUGACUUGUAGGAUUAAGUCGUCAAUUGCCUUACAUGCCAAUCUCAAUGCAUUAAUAUUAUCCUUGCAUAUUAAUGCUUGACUAGGAAUAAUUAAGAACAGUGUCUAUAUAUAUCUACAGGCUCUUACUAUCAAUUUAACCAGUUGACUAGGAAUAGUUAAGAAUAGUGACUUUAACAUACUAUCCUAGGACAUUAUUAUAUUUAUUCAUCUGGCACAUAUCUGAAAUAAAUAUAAUAACCAUUAAUUUUUAUUAAUGAAAUGUGACACAAUAUGUCCUAAGUCAAUCCACUCUUGAUUGACUCUUAAGACUUACACUAACAUAGACGCCAUUUAAUUAUGUAAACAAAUACUUAAUAUCAAGCACUAGACCCUAUUAUAAUGUUAGUUUUGAAUAAUAAAAUGAGCGCAACAUUUAUUAGUGCGGUCUAAGCAUAUUGUAGCAGCUACGGUUCCGUAUCUGCUAUAACAUUCUUGCCUAAGCAUGUUGUAGUAAUUUUUUUCAUAGCUGUUACAACAUGCUGGUCUAAAGUGUUAUAGUAGCUAUGUAACCAUAGCUGUUACAACGUGGUUAGACUAGAACAUCAUAGUAGCCACAGAAUCGUAGCUGCUACAACGUGGUUAGACCAGAACGUUGUAGUAGCUAUAGAACUAUAACUCCUACAAUGUGGUUAGACUAGAAUAUUGUAGUAGCUACAACUACUACAACGUGAUUAGACUGCAAUGUUUUGGCUUAAGCACAUUGUAACAGCGAUAGUAUGGUAGCUGCUACAACAUUCUAGUCUAAGAGAGUUGUAGUAGCUACAGAACCAUAGCUGCUACAAUGUGGUUAGACUAAAAUAUUAAAUUGUAGUUGCUAUAACGUUCUUGUAGGAUCACAAACAAAAACGUUGUAGUAACUACAGUUUGAUUGCUGCUAUGACAUUGUAUCUGCUAUCAACUGUAGCAUUUGGAUGGAGUGACAAGAUGUUUAAGAUACAUACAUGGGGGCACACAUUGUAGAUAAACAACGACAUGCAGGCUCAGCGAGGCGAUGCAGCACCGAGGGAGUUGAGCGAUGAAGACGGUGAUCAUUAGCUCUGCAUAGUCGCGGCACCGAAGGAAAUGAGGGAGUUUGAAUGGUUGUUUGAAAUAUUUAGGUUUUAAGAGGGAAAGAAGCUUAGAGUUUUUUUAAAAACUUUGAUAGGUGCUGCUACAUUAGAAAAAUAAUUAAAUUUAAUGACGGAUCAUUAUUAUCGUGAAAAUUAGGCACAGUCACAAAGUGAGAGUCGGGGAGCAUGCAUUUAUACGGGAUCCUCUGGUCCUGCCCGCUCCUAAACCAAGGGCAAUGAUAAGCAGGAUUCAAUGAUUCCCAUCUGUUUAGAUCAUUGAAUCUAUCUAUCAUUAUAUAGGAUCAAAAUCCUGAUCAACUGAAUAUAGACUUGAAGAUCUCUGCUCAUAUUUUGAGCAUCGGACAUGAUAUAAGUAAAAUUUUACCAUAUCAACGUUAUACCUAUAUUUAAAAAUACUCAUAUCUAAUUAUUUAAUCGGAUUAAAAAUUAUUUUAUCUCCUUCACCAUUUGAAUUGGAUAUUGAAUUUGCCAUGCUCAUGGUUGCUGACGGACGACUCAGAUUGUUCGGGAUCACGUCGUCUCGCGCCGUUUCGGUCACGCCGUAGAAAACGACACGUGUUUUCUGAUCAAGGGACUAAAAUUCACGUCGUUUACCGCAGACACCUCAUGUGGUGUUCUUCGGAUCUGCUCCACGUUUUGAAAUUUCACAACUUCCCUUCUUCCAAUCAGCGACCGCCAACUGCACCCUAACUCAAUCUUUCAUCAACGGCGAUGUGGAGCGAAUCUGAUUGCUCGAUCAACUUUGGAUCCUAUCACGACCCUACUUUGCUCGAUUUCAAUAUGUUGGAUGGACUUCUAAACCUACGGCUCCGAUAGUUCCAGUCAGACAGAAUCUCUCUCUCGCCUCUCAACUUCAAUCUCGAUAUCUUUCCUCGUCAACCCACUGUUUGAACCUCGAUUUUCUCGAGGUUUUAGGGUUUGCUUGGUCGUGCGAUUCUCGUCGAAAUCGGAUUCGAUCAGGUGAGUUUUGAUUGAGGGGAUCCUUGGGUUCCGAUUAGUGUGUCGUCGAGAGAACUCGGGGGAGUCUUGGUGUACGGAAGGCUGCUUUUUUGACUUUCUAUUGGUCCUUCCAACUUUGACUCUUCAUGGAAUUUUAUGAAGUCCAACUGUCCCUUUAGAUGCUUCAUUCUGAAAUAAUUGUUCCACAUUAACUGGAGUUGAUGCAGCACUGCUUAACUGUGGAUCUAAGGGAGACAUUUGUACUUCAUUUCUAUGAGUUUGGAGUCUUUAAAAAAUUAGAACAACAGAGAGCCAAUCUUUAAGUUCUGUUGUGGGAACUGUAAAUUGAACACUUUCUUUGUCUAUGGAUGUCAUUGAGAUCGAGUCAUCUACUAGUGAAGAUGGUUCCUUUGAUUUUGGAUUAUCAGACACAUCCUUAAUUGACGAAGCUGAGGAUCAACAGGUAAAUAGUGCACAAAGUUUCACCACAGGGAAUAACCAUUCUAUAGACAGAACUGAACUACAAGGUGUAUCAGGCAUGCUAGAUACAAGUCAGUCUUAUAAAAAAGAGCCAGUGCAUUCUUUUACAAGACCAAAUUUUGAUAGUAGGAUGGAAACUAAGAGAAAUGGUGAGACUACAAAAGGUGAAAAUAGUGUAAUUGGGCCUUCAUCUUUUGCUGGAGGAAAUUCAAUCAAUGCUUUGACUAGGUUUAAACCAUCACAGUCUGUGGAUGAGAAGUUCCGCAAAUUGCCAAACACUUUAAUGGAGAGUAGAGACAUUAUACAUGGAGCUACCACGAAUUGGAUGCAGCCCUCAUCCCUGGUUCAUGGAAAAUCUAUCAGCAGUUUGUAUUCAGCUAGCACCAGUGAAGUACAAAAGCACUUGGGCAUAGGAGGUGAUAGGCACAUAGAGCGUGAUGAAAGGCAUAUAUAUCAAGAAGCUUUGCAGAAUCUUGGUCAACCACGGCUAGAGGAUGACCUGCCUCAGGGUCUUUUGGCUGUUCCUCUUUUUAAGCAUCAGAAAAUAGCCUUAGCUUGGAUGGUUCAGAAGGAGAAAAGUACACAUUGUACAGGUGGAAUUCUUGCAGAUGAUCAGGGCCUUGGUAAGACUAUAUCCAUGAUAGCUCUGAUACAAAAGCAAAUGGCUCAACAAUCAAAAUUUACAUCAGAUGUUUCAGAUUGUGUAAAACCAGAAGCCUUAAAUCUAGAUGAGGAUGAUGAUGGGGUUACUGAAGCGGAUAAGACAAAAUUACAAUCCAGAGAAAGUGAUCUUAAAUGUGAGAAAGUGACUUCUUCAAUGAUCAACACAUCAAGCAACACCAGGCCAGCUGGAGGUACAUUGAUUGUGUGCCCUGCUAGUGUUCUUCGGCAAUGGGGUAGAGAGUUGGAUGAAAGAGUUCCAGAAAGUGCAAAGUUAUCUGUUCUCCUAUAUCAUGGAGGUACACGGACAAAGCAUCCCAAUGAACUAACAAGAUACCAUGUUGUUCUGACCACCUAUUCAAUUGUGACUAAUGAAGUUCCAAAACAGCCUAUAGCUGAUGAUGAUGAAGGAGAGCAAAAGAACCAUGAUAAGUAUGGGCUAUGUCCAGACUUUUCAUCCAACAAAAAGAGGAGGCAGUCCUCCAAUGAACAGAAUAAUAAGAAGAAAGGGAAAAAAUCAAAAGAGUCUCUUCUUGACUUUGGCAGUGGUCCUCUUGCUAGAGUUCGGUGGUUUAGGAUUAUCUUAGAUGAAGCUCAAACUAUAAAAAAUCAUAGAACUCAGGUUGCUAGAGCCUGUUGUGGUCUUCGGGCCAAAAGAAGAUGGUGCUUAUCAGGGACACCGAUGCAGAAUACAAUUGAUGAUCUCUACAGCUACUUCCGUUUUCUGAAGUAUGAUCCUUAUUCUGUAUAUAGCUCCUUCUGCGCUUCUAUAAAACAUCCAAUAUCUAGAAAUGCGAGUAGUGGAUACAAAAAACUUCAGGCUGUCUUAAAAACAGUCCUGCUUCGACGCACCAAAGGUACAAUUAUUGAUGGGGAGCCAAUUCUUAAACUACCGCCGAAGUCAAUUUGCUUGAAAAAAGUAGAAUUUUCUCAUGAAGAACGAGAGUUCUAUUUAAAGUUGGAGGCUGAUUCACGGCAACAGUUCAAGGUACAUCUCAUUUGAUAGUUGAGUUAUUGU